GAGCAAGGUCUGAUUCCUGUUCAUUUUGAGGAGCCCGAUGUUGUACCCAUAUAUCCGUCUCGUGAAGUGAAUUGCACUUUGCCGUUGAAAUACCAACAAGAAAUUGUAGAAGACAUGCUAACUAAAGAUGGAUUGCUAAUACUCGGCAGAGGUCUAGGCUGGGACUUGAUCUCUGCCAAUUUGCUACAUGCUCUCAGUUCGCCUUCUGUUACCUUGAGACAUGGACCAGCCAAGACUGUAGAGAAGCGAGGACUAGUUUUUGUCUUAAAUGCCAUGGAUGAUGAAAUUGUACGAUUGAAAGAAGAACUCACAGAUUUGCAAUGGUUGGACGACGACGAAAACUCGUCCUUUGUAGUGAUAACCAACGAGUCGCAGGUUGCUAGAAAGAACUUGUACUUGAAAGGAGGAAUAAUCUCCAUCAAGCUGCGAUUGUUGGUUGUAGAUUUGUUAGCUGGCUCUAUUUCUGCUGAUGAUAUAACGGGCUUGUUCGUACUUCAUGCAGAAAGACUCCGGGAAACCUCUGAUACUUCGUUUGUAGUCAGUUUGUUUAGAGAUGAGAACCUGUGGGGUUUCAUCAAGGCGAUUUCAGACGAGCCAGAGUCAUUUGGUGGAUUCACACCUCUUGCAACCAAACUUAAGGUGCUAAGGUUAUCAAACGUGUUCUUGUGGCCUCGGUUUCAUGUUGAGGUUUCGGCAUCAUUAAAGCCUAAAGGAAAGCGUAAAGAAGCUGACACAAGACAGCAGGCCAUAGAAAUCAAUACCAAGCUCACUUCCAGACUGAAUAAGAUCCAAGCAGCCUUGAUCACAUGUAUGGAAGCGUGUCUUCAUGAGUUGCGACGCCAUAAUCCUGAACUUGCUACAGAGUACUGGGACAAGGAAAACAUCCAUGAUCCCAAUUUUGUCAUUCGAAUCAGAAUUUCGCUUAAUCCACAAUGGCACAGAUUGUCGCGGACUUCGAAGCAGUUGUAUUUUGACUUGGAGACACUAACGGGACUUUUGAAUAAGUUGCUAUCCAUGGAUUCUGUCAGUUUCUAUCAGGAAGUGCAAGGUAUUGUAGAUCUUAACGUUCGGAAACUGAGUUCUGGAAUGGAGUCUUCUAUCAGUCCUUGGUUGAACUUGACGGAGGCUAGUACCAUUAUAGCAUACUCCAAAGAACGAGCUCUC
Molecule: messenger RNA, 1164 nt
Organism: Scheffersomyces stipitis CBS 6054
Lineage: Eukaryota; Fungi; Ascomycota; Pichiomycetes; Serinales; Debaryomycetaceae
Exons: 1
Biological process (GO): resolution of meiotic recombination intermediates; nucleotide-excision repair involved in interstrand cross-link repair; double-strand break repair via homologous recombination
Cellular component (GO): nucleotide-excision repair factor 1 complex
Molecular function (GO): damaged DNA binding; single-stranded DNA binding; single-stranded DNA endonuclease activity
Source: RefSeq, a predicted model, not a curated record